AUGGCUUUCUUCCAGGCAGCGCAGAAGCGCCUUGGCCUUCUCAUCUCGUCGGAUGAGUUGAUAGCGCCGCAAUGCCUCUUUCUCGCCGGCGUGUUCAUGAUGUGUCUUCCAUUUCUAGCCCCGGAGAAUCAGGAGAAAUAUCACGGCAUCUCAGACGGGAGUCAUCCUCGGGAUCACGCCAUUGACACCCUUCAGCAGGCCGUCUACUGGUCGGCCUGGAAGUCGGAAAGGGAGGUCCGCAGUACCAAUUACAUGCCUGACUUCGUCAACGAUAUGAGCACCAACAUUUACCCGCCAUUCUUCCCCACACCGCCAGCACCAAGGACGGAGCUUGACACAUCGGCAGACCCCCCGCCCGCCGGCAUGAUGGAACUGCAGGCCCAGCACAAGGAUCAGCAAUCAUUCCUUGAAGCCAUGGCAGCCGUUGUGCCGGAACACGAGGCGCAAGUCAACUUCUUUGCGUCAACCUCAUCUAGCAUCGCCCACUACGCCGAACGAUCCCUCCAUUAUCAUCUCGUGCGAUUGACGUUGAACAAGCCUGGCUCUGGUGCUGCUGGCGCUUCCAUCAAGUGUGAGACAACGAGGGCGCAAGGCACCGAUCGUGGAGGCACUACUGUGACCCUGCCACAGGGCUGGCAGGAGGGAAUCGAUGACAUUGUCAACCUCAUUGACUACUGGGGCAAUGAGUCGAGGGACUUCGGCAAGAUCCGAACGGUACUGAACCAAGGCCGAAUGCCUGCUAACGGCUCGGCCUCCUGGACUUAUGCUCCGCAUACAUACACGUAG
Molecule: messenger RNA, 786 nt
Organism: Verticillium dahliae VdLs.17
Lineage: Eukaryota; Fungi; Ascomycota; Sordariomycetes; Glomerellales; Plectosphaerellaceae
Product: C6 zinc finger domain-containing protein
Exons: 5
Coding region: 1-786 (261 amino acids)
Source: RefSeq, a predicted model, not a curated record